Messenger RNA from Dryobates pubescens (Downy woodpecker), 5703 nucleotides. RefSeq names its product CD109 molecule (gene CD109). Bases 1 to 5703 code for a protein of 1900 amino acids. The transcript is spliced from 35 exons. The record is from RefSeq and is a predicted model, not a curated record. Gene Ontology annotation, cellular component: extracellular region. Gene Ontology annotation, molecular function: endopeptidase inhibitor activity. Lineage: Eukaryota; Metazoa; Chordata; Aves; Piciformes; Picidae.
AUGGCGCGGACCCCCCUGCUCCUCGGCCUCCUCCUCUUCCUCCUCUGCGGCUCCGCGGCGGCCGGGUACGUGGGGCCGGGCGGGACGGGGCCGUGGGGAGCGGCGCUUCCCCUUCCCUCUUCUCCUCGCCCGGCGCGGAGGCAGCGGGGGGCGGUGGGGGCUGCCCGGAGGCUGCUGCCCUCCGUGCCCGGCAGCCUCCUGUCUGCCUCCGUGCCCGGCAGCCUCCUGCCUGCCUCCGUGCCCGGCAGCCUCCUGUCUCCCUCCGUGCCCGGCAGCCUCCUGUCUGCCUCCGUGCCCGGCAGCCUCCUGUCUGCCUCCGUGCCCGGCAGCCUCCUGUCUGCCUCCGUGCCCGGCAGCCUCCUGCCUCCCUCCGUGCCCGGCAGCCUCCUGUCUGCCUCCGUGCCCGCAGCCUCCUGUCUGCCUCCGUGCCCGCAGCCUCCUGCCUCCCUCCGUGCCCGGCAGCCUCCUGUCUGCCUCCGUGCCCGGCAGCCUCCUGUCUGCCUCCGUGCCCGCAGCCUCCUGUCUGCCUCCGUGCCCGCAGCCUCCUGUCUGCCUCCGUGCCCGGCAGCCUCCUGCCUCCCUCCGUGCCCGGCAGCCUCCUGUCUGCCUCCGUGCCCGGCAGCCUCCUGUCUGCCUCCGUGCCGGCAGCCUCCUGUCUGCCUCCGUGCCCGGCAGCCUCCUGUCUGCCUCCGUGCCCGCAGCCUCCUGUCUGCCUCCGUGCCCGGCAGCCUCCUGUCUCUCUUCGUGCCCGGCAGCCUCCUGUCUCCCUCCGUGCCCGGCAGCCUCCUGCCUCCCUCCGUGCCCGGCAGCCUCCUGUCUCUCUUCGUGCCCGGCAGCCUCCUCCUCCUGUCUGCCUCCGUGCCCGGCAGCCUCCUGUCUGCCUCCGUGCCCCGCAGCCUCCUGUCUCUCUUCGUGCCCGGCAGCCUCCUGCCUGCCUCCGUGCCCGGCAGCCUCCUCCUCCUGCCUGCCUCCGUGCCCGGCAGCCUCCUGUCUCUCUUCGUGCCCGGCAGCCUCCCGCCUGCCUCCGUGCCCGGCAGCCUCCUGUCUCUCUUCGUGCCCGGCAGCCUCCUGCCUGCCUCCGUGCCCGGCAGCCUCCUGUCUGCCUCCGUGCCCCGCAGCCUCCUGUCUGCCUCCGUGCCCGGCAGCCUCCUGCCUCCCUCCGUGCCCCGCAGCCUCCUGUCUCUCUUCCUGCCCGGCAGCCUCCUGCCUCCCUCCGUGCCCGGCAGCCUCCUGUCUCCCUCCGUGCCCGGCAGCCUCCUGUCUCUCUUCGUGCCCGGCAGCCUCCUGUCUGCCUCCGUGCCCGGCAGCCUCCUGUCUCUCUUCGUGCCCGGCAGCCUCCUGUCUCUCUUCGUGCCCGGCAGCCUCCUGCCUGCCUCCGUGCCCGCCAGCCCCCUGCCUGUCUCCGUGCCCGCAGCCUCCUGUCUCUCUUCCCCUACGUUCCUGGUGGUAGCUCCCUGGAACAUCAGGCCUGGGGCAAACCUGAGCGUGGGGGUGGCCCUGCUGCCGGACAGCCCAGCGCAGGUCACCGUCCGGGGAGAAGUCGUCAGGGAUAAUGUGACCGUCCUGAGAAGGGAGAUGGUCUUUGAGAGAGAUUCCUUUGGGACUCUUGUGCUUCCAGCACUGCCCUUGAACAGUGCCCCUGGGAGCUAUGAGCUGCUGGUGGAAGGGCUGGCCGAGGGCCGGCGCCUCUUCUCCAACCAGACCAGCCUCACCUACGUGCCAAAGAGCAUCUCUGUCUUCAUCCAGACUGACAAAGCCCUCUACAAGCCAGGCCAGGAGGUGAUGUUUCGGAUUGUCACCGUCCACCCUGACCUCAAGCCUUACCAAGCGUCCCUGAAUGUCUACAUCCGAGACCCUCGGAAGAAGUUGAUUCAGCAGUGGCUGAUGGAGGAGGGAGACCUGGGAGUGGUCUCCAAGAGGUUUCAGCUGUCUGUGAACCCUCCCCUGGGAGACUGGUCCCUAGAGGUGGAAGUGAACGGUCAAGUCCAUUACCAAAGGUUCAAAGUGAUGGAAUAUGUUCUGCCAAAGUUUGAUGUGACAAUAGCAACCCCUCUCUACUACUCCCUGAGAGAGGAGGAUGUCACCGGGGUGGUCACUGCCAGGUACACCUAUGGGAAGCCAGUAAAGGGCACUGUGACAGUCACCUGCCUCUCUCUCUCUUACUGGACAAACAAGAGAAAUAUAACCACAACCCUGGAGAUAAAUGGAUCUGUGAAUGUAACCUGCAACAAGAGGAUGCUGCAGAGCUUGAGUGCUGAUCAGCUGUGGCACCAAGGGGACUCUGAUUACACAGAGCCCAUAGAGAUCAUCGCCGUGGUCACCGAGUCCCUCACAGGAAUCUCCCACAACUCCAGCACCAUCCUGUUUCCCAAGCAGAGUGACUACUUCAUUGAGUUCUUGGACUACUCCAGGGUCAUAAAACCUUCCCUCAACUUCAUAGCCACUCUGAAGGUGACUCGCCCUGACAGCAGCCAGCUGAGCGCUGCGGACAGGCAGAGCCUGGUCACAGUCACUGCCCAGCAGACAGGGCUGCUCCCUGGGGAGCCUGCCACCUCUCACCUGGAGAAUGAGGCAGCAGAGAGAAACCUCACAGUGCAGGUCCUCAAUUACACCGUGCCAGAGAGUGGAAUCAUCGAUGUUGAGUUCCCAGUCCUGCCUGGCACAAAGACUCUGAGAGUUCAGGCAGAGUUCCUCAGCAGCAGCACUGACAUAGCUGUUUAUGAUGUCUUCAGCUCCCCCAGCCACACUUACCUCCAGGUGGACACCAAGAGCCAGGAUAUAAAGGCUGGGAAGCCUUUUCAGCUGAGCAUUGCAAGCAACAAACCAGUGAGAGAGUUCCACUACCUGGUGUUGUCCAAGGAACAGAUUAUGGCUUUUGGCACAAAGUCUGGGGAUUCCUUCACUCUCACAGCAGAGAACUCCUGGGCUCCUUCAGCUUGCAUCCUUGUGUUCUAUGUUGAUGAGCUUGGGGUGGUUGUGAAUGAUGUUCUCUCCCUCCCCAUUCAGCCUGUGUUGGAUGACAAGAUUAAGAUCUCUUGGAGCAAAGAUAAGGUCAAACCAUCAGAGAAAGUCUCUCUUCAAAUCAGCACAACAGAGCCAGGAUCACUGAUUGGACUUGCAGUGGUUGACAAAAGCACAAAGCUGCUGGGGGAGAGCAGUGACAUAACAAAGGACACUGUCUCCCACGAGCUGGAUUUGUACAGCACAGCGCAGUACUUCCCCCUGGUCAGAGGGUUUUUUGGUGUCUUUCAGAAAUGCAGCCUUUGGGUAUCAACUGAUGCCAUUCUGGAGGAGGAGGAGAAGGAAGACUUUCUCUAUGGAGGAAUGAUCCCCAUAGAGGAUGACUAUGGUGCAGGCUUGCCCAAAGGCAAGAAUGGACCUCCUGACCUCAGCAAUCUCUACGUGAGGACACAUUUUCCAGAGACCUGGCUUUGGGUCGACACCAGGAUGAGCUCUGGGACAGACACCACGCUGGAGGUCACUGCCCCGGACACCAUCACUUCCUGGGUAGCCAGUGCCUUUGUGAUCUCUGAGCAAGGUGGCCUUGGAGUGACCACUGCUCCAGUGGAGUUAGAAGCUUUCCAACCCUUCUUCCUUUACCUGAACCUGCCCUAUUCGGUCGUCAGAGGAGAGCAGUUCAUUGUGGAAGUCAACAUCUUUAACUACUUGAAAGAAGAAGCUGAGGUGACUGUGAUCCUGGACAUGAAUGAGGCUUUUGAAAUCAUCCUGACAUCCAAUGAAGUAAAUGCCACAGGCAACCAAGAGUCUGUGUCUGUGCCAAGUGAAGAUGGGAAAACCCUGCAGUUCCCAAUCAGGCCAAAGCAACUGGGGGAAAUUCCCAUCAGAGUGACAGCAACUUCAUCUGCUGCUUCUGAUGCUGUCCUCCAGACAGUGUUAGUGAAGGCUGAAGGAGUGGAACAGACAUACUCUCAGACAGUCCUCUUGGACCUGACUGGCAAUAAGCCACAAGCAGUGUCAAAAACCUUGGAGUUCACUUUUCCUGCUGAUGUGGUCAGUGGCAGUGAGAGAGUACAGGUCACUGCUGUUGGUGAUCUGCUGGGGCCGUCCAUCCAUGGCUUGGCAGGGCUGAUCCAGAUGCCGUACGGCUGCGGCGAGCAGAACAUGAUCAACUUCGCCCCCAACGUGUAUGUCCUGCAGUACCUGACCAAAACCAGGCAGCUGAGGGAGGAUAUCAAAGCUAAAGCUGUGUCCUACAUGAGGAAAGGCUACCAGAGGGAGCUGCUCUUCCAGAGGGAUGAUGGCUCUUUCAGUGCCUUUGGAAACCAGGAUCCCUCUGGGAGCACAUGGCUGUCAGCCUUUGUGCUCAGAUGCUUCCUGCAAGCUCGUCCCUUCACAGACAUCGACCCGGAGGUGCUGCAGGACACGGCCCGCUGGAUCGUCCGCCACCAGGGGCUCGAUGGAGAGUUUCAUGAGCCUGGGAGGGUGCUGCAUACUGACCUUCAAGGAGGCACCAGUAACCCAGUGGCUCUCACAGCUUAUGUCAUGUCCUCCCUCCUGGGCUUCCCAGACAAACAGCAUGCUUAUGUCAUCAAGAGUGCUACAAACUACCUGGAAGAUAAGCUGGAAGAAGGCAUUGGGGAUAACUACACCCUGGCCAUUGUGGCCUAUGCCUUGUCCUGGGCAAAAAGCACCAAGGCAAAGGAAGCCCUGAAUGCACUGAACCAGAGAGCAGAGCACCAAGGAGAAUUUCUCUUCUGGGUCACAGCUGCCUCUGAGCUGUCUGACUCCUGGCAGCCACCCUCCGUGGACAUUGAGCUGGCAGCGUAUGCUCUGCUCUCCCACUUCUACCAAGACAGAUUGGUGGAGGGCAUCCCCAUUAUGAAGUGGUUAAGCCACCAAAGAAACCACCUCGGGGGCUUUUCAUCUACCCAGGACACAGUGGUGGCCCUGCAAGCCUUGAGCCUGUUUGCAACCCUGACAGCUGUGGGCAGGACAGAGCUGGCUGUGAGAGUGUCUGCACCUGCCUGGAGCAGCCCAGAGACGUUCUCCAUUGACUCCCGAAACCGGUUCCUGCUGCAGAGCAAGGAGAUUGCUCCUGCACAGCCAGUGACCCUGACAGUGGCAGCAGAGGGCACAGGGUUUGCUGUCUUCCAGCUCAAUGUUCUUUACAACACCAAACAGCCUGAGCAGAGGCUGGGGGCUGCCCUCAAUCCAGAAGCCUUUGACUUGAAUGUGGAUGUGAAGGAUGACAAAGAUGACACAAACCAUCUGACUGUGACUGUCUGCACCAGGUACCUGGCUCCUGGCACAGCUCCCAGCAGUGGAAUGGUCCUCCUGGAGGUUGGGCUGCUCAGUGGCUUCUCUGUGCCACCAGGGUCCAUUCCACUAAACCACAGAGUGAAGAAGGUGGAGCAGGACAAUGGCAAAGUCAGCCUCUACUUGGACUCUCUCAAUGAAACACAGCUCUGUGUGGAUGUUCCAGCUGUGAGAGACUUCAAAGUGGCCAACCUGCAGGAUGCUUCGGUGUCUGUGGUGGAUUACUACGAACCCAGGAGAAGAGCAGUGAGAAGCUACCAUUCAGCAGUGCUGCAGAGCAUCUCCCCCUGUGACCUCUGCGGGAGCGACUGCAGCGGCUGCCCCCGCGCUGCCUCCCCAGCCUUGCUCCAGCACUCUGCUGUGGCCUCCUCCUUCUGUGUGCUCCUUGCCCUUCAUGCCAACCUGCUGAGCAGUUGGGUGCUGUAA